This is a messenger RNA of Amaranthus tricolor (Joseph's coat), 1941 nucleotides long. Its product is annotated as probable LRR receptor-like serine/threonine-protein kinase At4g36180. The coding region runs from base 308 to 1594 and encodes 428 amino acids. Lineage: Eukaryota; Viridiplantae; Streptophyta; Magnoliopsida; Caryophyllales; Amaranthaceae. The transcript has a single exon. Gene Ontology annotation, molecular function: protein binding. The record is from RefSeq and is a predicted model, not a curated record.
AUGUCCAUUGACACGCACUCAACUUGUUUCCAGUUUCCACACUCAUCACCUUCUUUCAUCAGUCAGCAUUGAUCUCUCUCUGUCCUCCGCUCCUUUCUUCUGACAACACCCGUGAUGCUGCUCAGUAUUCAAUCCCCACUCUUGUCUCUUUUAUUUUCCCAACUCUCCUUUUCUUUUAUUCAAAUAAUAAUAUUAAUAAUUUAUGACCUCAUUUCUAUUUCCUUUUCACCAUUCUCAGAAAAAAAAAAAAAAAAAAAUCUAGCUAGCUCCAUUUCCAUCAAUCUUCAUUUGAUCAUUUCCCGGAUCAAUGGCUUAUAAUCUUCCCAACAUUUUCUUAUCCUUUACUAUAUUUCUCUUCACCAUUUCAACCCUUUUCAACAAUGCAGUUUCCAAAACUUACUGGACAGAUGUUCACGUUUUGAAGCAAAUCAAACAAGGUAUCGUUCCUGACUCACUGAGUCCUGGUUCCUGUAUUAGUUCUUGGGAUUUUUCAGUUGACCCUUGUGAUAAUCUCUUCUCUGAUAAGUUUACUUGUGGCUUUACCUGUGAAGACGUCGUUUGGGGUAACCAUUAUAUCAGCCGAGUUACUGAACUCGGUCUUGACCAGGCGAGUUACUCAGCUUCUCUUUCUUCUGUUUCUUGGAACCUUCCAUUUUUACGUUCUCUUGACCUUACUGGGAAUAACUUUUCUGGGCCUAUACCUGCUUCUUUGUCAAACUUAACUCGCUUAACUAAACUCAUUCUUUCUCGUAACUCGCUCUCUGGUGCAAUCCCUGACUCAGUGGGUAAACUCACUAACCUAGAAGAACUCGUUUUGGAUAAUAAUGCUUUAGUGGGUCCCAUCCCAAAGAGCUUUUCUGGGUUCAUCGAUUUGAAGAGGUUAGAAAUUCAGGGGAAUCAACUCAGUGGCGAUUUUCCUGAUCUGAGUCGACUCAGUACACUGAGUUUUAUGGAUUGUAGUGAAAAUAAAAUCUCUGGGAAAGUUCCAACUAAUUUUCCUGCUUCAUUGGUAGAGAUUUCAAUGAGGAACAAUGAUUUAAGUGGGAAUUUGAAGCAUGAAAUCGUUACAAAAUUGCCAUUUUUACAAGUCUUAGACCUGAGUUUUAACCAACUCAGUGGGUCAGUCCCAGCGAGUCUGUUCACUCACCCGAUUCUUCAACAGCUUUCUCUUUCCAACAAUGAUUUUACUUCAAUUGAAGUACCGAGUGGACUCGGUAGUACUGAGUCAGGGUUAAUAGCGAUUGAUCUUAGUAAUAAUCAAUUGAGUGGUCUUCUACCAUUAUUUUUGGGCCUAAUGCCGAAAUUAUCAGCUUUAACGCUGGAAAAUAAUAAAUUGAUGGGCCUAAUUCCGACCCAAUUUGCAUUGAAAACAGUUUGGCCUGGGCCGGGUAUGGCCCCAUUUGAGAGACUAUUAUUGGGCGGUAAUUUCUUGUUUGGGCCCAUACCCGACCCAUUAAUGAGGCUGGAGCCUGGUUCGAUCCAUAUUAAUUUGGCGGAUAAUUGUUUGUUGGUGUGCCCGGAUACCCUAUUUUUUUGCCAAGGUGGUGAUCAAAAGUCUUCAGAGGAGUGUAGGAAUAGUAUUGGAAUUCCUUGAAUAAUAUUAUAAUAAUGAAUGUAAUUAGGAAAUAAUUAAUAUUAAAAGCAUAUUGAAAAACAUAUAAUGAGAGUGGUAAAAAUACCAAAACAAUCUCAUUAUAACAAAGACUACUUUUGGUUGGGAUGUUUGGAUAGCAGAAUUUUUGUUUUGUAAACUUUAGUGAAUAUUUUUUUCAUAUGUAUUUAUUUGUUUUUUUAAUUGGAAAAAAGCAUCAAAUUCUAAAUUGCACAAGGCUAAGUUAUAUUUGUUUUGUUUUAAGAAAGUUAACAAUGUUUGUAUUAGAAUGUGUAUUGGUUCAUUAUAAAUUCAUAUAAUUAUAAUAAUUAAAAUGUGGUGUACGAAAU